AUGCAUUCUCGUGGGGGAGGUGCGGAGGAGAAGAGGAAGAUAAUGUGGCUAGAUUGGGGUACUGUUUGUUUGAGUAAGGAAAAUGGUGAGUUGGGAGUGAGAAAAUUAAGGGAGUUUAAUGAAGCUUUAUUGAGAAAAUGGUGUUGGCAGAUGCUGGUGGAGAGGGGAGGUUUGUGGUAUAGGGUGUUAACGUGUUGGUUUGGGGAGCGCCGAGGUCAGUUGAAUACAUGGGAAACAAGGGGGUCUGCGUGGUGGCAGAGUAUGAAUAGAACCCGCCAAGGGGUGAGAUUGAGUGAUACAGGGUGGUGGCUUAAUAAUGUUGAGCGAGUAGUUGGUAAUGGGGAGAACUCCUUGUUUUGGAGGAAUCCUUGGCUGGAAGGAGGGCUAUUGAUUGAUAGAUUUCAGAGGCUUUAUGACUUGUCGGAGUAUAAGGAAGCGUCAGUAGUGAAGAUGUUUGAAUUAGGGUGGGGAGUAGGAGGAGAUGCUUGGAGUUUGCGUAAGAGGUCGUUUGCAUGGGAGAAAGAGUUGGUGGGGGAAUGUAUUCGUCUGUUGGAGUCUGUAAUGUUGCAAGAGGCGGUGGACGAUUCUUGGGGUUGA
Vicia faba (fava bean) is the source of this 597-nucleotide messenger RNA. The record is from the annotation of a GenBank genome assembly. Lineage: Eukaryota; Viridiplantae; Streptophyta; Magnoliopsida; Fabales; Fabaceae.